This is a messenger RNA of Vicia villosa (hairy vetch), 444 nucleotides long. RefSeq lists its product as uncharacterized. Lineage: Eukaryota; Viridiplantae; Streptophyta; Magnoliopsida; Fabales; Fabaceae. The coding region runs from base 1 to 444 and encodes 147 amino acids. The record is from RefSeq and is a predicted model, not a curated record. The transcript has a single exon.
AUGGAGGUUCUUACAGCCUUAAUGAAGAAAUCAAAAGAAAUGGGGGAAUUUCGUGAUUUUAAGUUCAAAGGUGAUAAGGAGGUGGAUAUGCUACAAUUCGCGAACAACACUAUUAUUAUAGCCGAAGGAGAUACCGCAAACUUGUGGAGUUUGAAAUAUAUUCUUAGAGGGUUCGAGUUGAUGUCGGGUUCUCGGAUUAACUUUCAUAAGAGUAAUCAUUACGGGCUUAAUGUGGGUGAUUGGUUCAUGGAAGCCGUAUCUUCUUUUCUCUCUUGUAAAGUGGGGAAAUUGUCUUUCAAAUUUCUUGGUGUUAGGGUGAGUGAUAAUCCUAGGAAACUCUCAAUGUGGAAAGAUCUUAUUUUGAUGUUGAGAAAAAUAUUGUCCGUGUGGAUAGGCUCGUACCUUAGUAUGGCGGGUAGAAUGGUGUUGAUAUUCGGUUCUUAA